Molecule: messenger RNA, 770 nt
Organism: Microstroma glucosiphilum
Lineage: Eukaryota; Fungi; Basidiomycota; Exobasidiomycetes; Microstromatales; Microstromataceae
Exons: 2
Coding region: 98-670 (190 amino acids)
Molecular function (GO): fatty acyl-CoA hydrolase activity
Source: RefSeq, a predicted model, not a curated record
ACCACCCAGGCUGGGAGUACAGCCAGCCAGCCAGCCAGCCUCAGGAACAUCCGUACACCACAUACGUUCUUCACGAUCCACCUCGACACUCGCCGCAAUGCCAGCCCCAAAACCUCCCUUGCCGCUAGAAGACGCGAAAGUCCUCGCCAACGACCUCCUCUCCACCCUCCCCUCUGCAUCCUACCCGGGCUUCUCACGUCAUGCUACAUCCCCCACCGUCAAGCUUAUCUCGGCAGAGCGGCUAGACAAGAAUGGCAAAGAGGCAUCACCAGAGGAUGUUCAGAAGAGCAAGUUCCAUGGCAGGAUGGUGUUUCGCAUGAAGGCAGAGCAGUACAUGAUGAAUGAGAUUGGCAGUAUGCACGGCGGCUGCGUAGCCACUCUGGUGGACAAUCUCACUAGCGUAGCCAUCUACCUACAUAUAGCAGACACGGAGCCGACGACGCCCUGGGCCUUUCUGGGCGUCACAUCAUCCCUCUCGGUAGUCUAUCUAGCCGCCGUACCCCUCGAUUCCUGGUUCGAAGUCGAGUGCAGCGUCCUUUCCAUCGGCAGCAGAAUUGCCGUAAUCACUGCCGACUUUUGGUUGCUCGAGGGACCAGAGGGAGGCAGAGUGAAAAAGACGGCAGUGGGCACACAUACCAAGGUGGAUAAUUCCUUUGCCAACAAACUAUGAGGGCGUGGGAACGGGAGUGCCUGGCAAGGCGCAUUAGAUCUCAGGGCAUUUUCCCGUGUGCUAUCAGUAAUCCCCAGAAUGUACAUAUAUAUAUAUCCGC